This is a messenger RNA of Ananas comosus (pineapple), 1542 nucleotides long. Its product is annotated as glycine-rich cell wall structural protein 1-like. The transcript has a single exon. Lineage: Eukaryota; Viridiplantae; Streptophyta; Magnoliopsida; Poales; Bromeliaceae. The record is from RefSeq and is a predicted model, not a curated record. The coding region runs from base 1 to 1542 and encodes 513 amino acids.
AUGGGUGACUCUAAGAAACCUCCUCCUCUUUCUCUUCUGCUUCUUCUCCUCCUUGGUGUAGCUGCUCAUCUGAGUGCAGUUGCUGAAGCAGAUUUCGACGAUAGUCAGUUCGGCCGUGGCCCUUUCGGCCGUGGCCCCUUCGGCCGUGGCCCCUUUGGCCGUGGUUGCCGUUUUCGGGGCUGUGAUCGUGGUUUCGGCGGAGGCCCUGGCGGCGGUCGUGGUUUUGGAGCCGGUGCCGGCGGUGGCCUUGGUGGUGGCCUUGGUGGUGGCGCUGGCGGAGGCCUCGGUGGCGGAGGCGGCAUUGGGGGAGGCGGCGGGCUUGGAGGUGGCGAUGUUGGAGGUUUAGGUGGUGGCACCGGUGGUGGAGUUGGCGGUGGUGGAGGACUUGGUGGUGGUGGAGGCCUCGGCGGUGGAAGUGGCAGUGGAGGAGGGAUCGGUGCUGGUGGAGGAUUAGGUGGUGGCGUUGGGGGUGGUGUUGGUGGCGGCGGAGGGUUUGGAGGAGGCGGUGGUGGCGGUGCCGGUGGUGGUGUCGGUGGCGGCCAAGGUGGAGGGUUUGGAGCCGGUGGAGGCGUGGGUGGCGGCGCUGGUGCUGGAGGAGUUGGUGGUGGUGGAGGAUUGGGUGGAGGCGGUGGUGGUGGUGGCGGUCUUGGUGGGGGAGGUGGUCAUGGUGGAGGAUUCGGAGCUGGCGGAGGAGUAGGCGGUGGUGCUGCAGGAGGAGUUGGUGGUGGUGGAGGAUUAGGCGGCGGCGGCGGUGGCGGCGGUGGUCUUGGUGGAGGGAGCGGUCAAGGUGGAGGAUUCGGAGCUGGCGGAGGAGUAGGCGGUGGAGCUGCAGGGGGAGUUGGCGGUGGCGGAGGAUUCGGCGGUGGCGGCGGGGGCGGUCUUGGCGGUGGGAGUGGUCACGGCGGAGGAUUCGGAGCUGGCGGAGGAGUAGGGGGUGGUGCUGCAGGGGGUGUUGGUGGUGGUGGAGGAUUAGGUGGCGGCGGUGGUGGUGGCGACGGUCUUGGCGGAGGGAGCGGUCACGGUGGAGGAUUCGGAGCAGGCGGAGGAGUGGGCGGUGGGACUGCAGGAGGAGUUGGCGGUGGCGGAGGAUUCGGUGGGGGCGGCGGGGGCGGUCUCGGCGGUGGGAGCGGUCAUGGUGGAGGAUUCGGAGCAGGCGGAGGAGUAGGCGAUGGGGGCGCAGGAGGCGUUGGCGGGGGCGGAGGAUUCGGCGGUGGAGGCGGGGGUGGUCUCGGCGGUGGGAGUGGUCACGGCGGAGGGUUUGGUGCUGGUGGGGGUGUAGGAGGUGAUGCUGGUGGCGGCAUUGGCAGCGGUGGUGGGCUAGGGGGCGGAGGAGGCGGUGGGUUGGGCGGGGGAGCCGGCGGUGGUGCCGGAAUUGGCGGAGGAGCCGGCAGCGGCCUCGGUGGGGGAGUAGGUCAUGGUGGUGGCCUAGGCGGAGGCGGAGGCGGAGGCGUCGGUGGUGGAGUCGGAGUUGGGAUCGGUGUUGGAGUCGGUGUCGGAUUCGGAGGCGGUGCUGGUGCCGGCGGCGGCGGCGGCGGACAUUAA